GAAUCGCCACAUCCUCUUCUAUCCCACCUGCUUCCUUGCACAUAAGACCUUUCCCUUUUUUGAACUCUCUCUCUCUUUCUCUUUCUUUCUAUUUUUCGUGAUCGCAGGUGUCCACUUCCAUCACAUCCUUUCUGUCCAACUGCAUUGCAAUCUCACUUGGCAGACUAUAUCGUUUCAUCCAGAGGAAUUGUGAUGGAGCAAAAUAAUGCUCACCAAACGGAUACGUCGAACACACCAAUCUACAAAAUGCCUACUCCGACCGAAGAGGAUAUGCAAAUGCGGCUGGUCAUGAUAGACGACUUGAAGCUCUUCCUUGCUACCGCUCCAACAAACUGGAACCAAGAUAGUCCCAUCAAACAGUUCCCCUUACCAACAGGGGAACAUUUGUCUUGCAUUCUUUGGGGAAAACUUUUCCAUAUAACAGGAACGGACAUCGUCCGCAGCCUUAUGUUUCGCUUCCAUGCGUUUGGUCGCCCAGUCAGUAACCUCAAGAAGUUUGAAGAAGGCAUAUUCAGUGAUCUUAGGAACCUUAAGCCGGGCACUGAUGCCUGUUUGGAAGAACCAAAGUCUGAAUUCUUAGAUCUUUUGUAUAAGAAUCGAUGCAUACGAACGCAGAAGAAGCAAAAAGUGUUUUACUGGUACUCUGUACCGCACGAUAGGCUCUUCCUGGAUGCUUUAGAGCGUGACUUGAAGCGAGAAAAAAUGGGAAUCGAGCCAACCAGUAUUGCCGUUGCUCAGCCGGCAAAAUCGAUUUCUCUCGAUACCACUCAAGAACUUUUUGAUGAUUUGAGAAAGUCACUCUGCCUAUCAUCUUCAGAUGUUUACAAUGAUACCUUUUAUCCUGGUGGUAUGUGCGCAGAUCCUUCUAUGGUUCAGAACAGCCAUCCAUCUGGUCAACAGGCUGGUACUACCAUUCAGACUUGGCCAACGCCUGUCAUGCUUGAUAUGGAAACCAACACAACAGCUCAAGCCAACGACCCCCACCAAGAUUCAAUUGCUUGGAUGGCGGUCUCCCAUUCCGAAGAUAUCAAUUCUAAUGAGGCAUCCCGAAAGGCAGGUAUGAUAACCUCGUCGGCAAUUAUUUCGGGUUCGGCUUCUUCGCUGGGUGGAGAAAACCAACAAUUCUCGCCACCACAGCCGCCUUUGGUCUUGCCACACUCUUCCAAAACACUCCAUAGGGCUACUCAAUCCGUCACUUCCGUCCUUUCUGCAGAUGAAUCAAUGGAUAGCUUUGACGAUGAGGGAAGUACUGGCUCAAGAAAUACCAUGUCACCACGUACUGACGUACAGCCAGUGAUGUUGUCUGUUGCAAGCCAAAAUUCCAUGAUGUUCGAUCGAUCUUCUGCCAUAGAUCCUAUCGCCAGUGAUUUUAACCGGCUUCAAUUGGCGAGCAAUUCCAGUUUGGACGCUUCUUCCAUAUUACCGUCAAGGUCUGUGGAUACCAACUCUUUACGAAAAUCAGCCACUCUUUUUGGCAUGUUCUCUUUAUUUGAGGGUUCGCCAAGUUAUAAACAGCGGCGUAGAAGAUCUACAUCUAUUUCCGUACCCUGCCAACAAAAUCGGCCACUGACAGCCAAUGAUACCCUCUUUACUCGAGCCUACUCGAGACCUGCAUAUACCCAUAAUCGUUCUUGUUCACAGCCAAAUUUUGGAAUGGUAUAUAACCACCAGCAAGACCAAGGACUUUCCGGCCAGCCAAUGUCUUUAUAUGGCCAUCCUGGCACCAACGCUGAUAUGCUUCAGUCCGGCAAUGGGGAUGAUGCUGGCUCCAACCCGUUAACACGCUCGUAUAUUUGCCCUAUGCCUACUUGUGCGAGACUUUUCAAGAGACUGGAACAUCUGAAAAGACAUCUAAGAACCCAUACCAUGGAGCGUCCUUAUGUGUGCUCCAUAUGUGGCAAACGAUUUUCUAGAUCGGAUAAUUUGGCUCAACACAAGAAGACACAUGAGAGGCGUCGUGAGAGAGGGCUGAAUACGGCGGGGACAGUGGAUAGCAAAAGUGGUGGCGAAGACGAAGUUAGCGGUCAUAACAGGCCUGCAAGCUAUAGUGAUACCUCUUGUUCAGAAGUCAACGCUGCAUCUCCAGAACGGAGCCAUUCUGGUAAAAGACGUCGUGGUAUAUUAGCUCAUGACGGACAAACUGGCUGUACAUUGGAUGCAAAGGCAGAGCAAAUAACAGGAAUGGAUACAGAUGAUUACCAAACACUUCGAUCAGCCAAUUAUCCUCUCUAUCAUGGCAAGCAAUUCAAAGCAGUCUAACGACGGUGGAUCCUCCAGCUCUGAUACUUCACCCCCGCUCUCUCAAAUAAAC
Molecule: messenger RNA, 2311 nt
Organism: Umbelopsis ramanniana AG
Lineage: Eukaryota; Fungi; Mucoromycota; Umbelopsidomycetes; Umbelopsidales; Umbelopsidaceae
Exons: 2
Coding region: 193-2259 (688 amino acids)
Biological process (GO): sexual reproduction; regulation of DNA-templated transcription
Cellular component (GO): nucleus; Tec1p-Ste12p-Dig1p complex; Ste12p-Dig1p-Dig2p complex
Molecular function (GO): DNA-binding transcription factor activity
Source: RefSeq, a predicted model, not a curated record